AAUGAUGCUUAAGAAUUAUUUGAUCUGAGUUUAGAGAGAAAGUUGGCUUGUGUUAGUCUGUUGAAUUUAUGUUGUGAUCUUUCAGCUUACUACCAAAAAGGACAAUGACUAUGUACCCAAAGAAGUUGCUAUUCUGCCUCAGUUCUUAUCUUUUGUUAUACCCUUCUCAAUGUGGAACCAACUGCAUAUUCUGACUAGAGCGAAACGAUCCAUACUUUGCUAUUUGGAUUAAUAUCCGACAUACUGCUGGUUUGAUUGUUACAACUCAAUGAGGGGAACAUUAGAUUUUGUGAUGAGGGUUCUUUGAUACAGUUGGAACUGGGUAUUGAACCAUUCCUAGUUUCAUCCUCAAACAUGAAAUCAAAAUUGAAAAAUGGCUGGCGAUCUAUCGUGCCUCUUCAUGUGCAAGGCGAAUCAGCCAUGAGGUUUUGUGUGUUCCCUAAAGUUAAAUCGGCAAGCUAUAGCCCCGGCGACACUCCUGUUUUUCUCAAUGUAUAUGACUUAACUCCGGUCAAUGGCUACUUCUACUGGGCUGGCGUUGGCGUCUUUCACUCUGGCGUGGAAGUGCACGGUACUGAAUAUGCUUUUGGAGCUCAUGAUUAUCCUACUAGUGGCGUCUUUGAAGUUGAACCUCGCCAAUGCCCUGGAUUCAGAUUUCGCAAGUCAAUUUUCAUGGGCACAACACAUUUGAACCGUGACCAAGUUAGAGAAUUCAUGGAGCACCAAGCCACAAAUUACUAUGGUGAUUCAUAUCACUUGGUUGUUAAGAACUGCAACCAUUUCUGUGAUGACAUAUGCUACAAGUUGACGGGCAACCGGAUCCCGAAAUGGGUGAACCGGCUAGCGAGGAUAGGUUCAUUCUGCAACUGUAUACUCCCGGAAUCUCUUAAAGCAACUACUGUUCGUCAUGAUGCAAAUUAUCAAGAUUUGGAGUCUGAGAGAAAGAGCCUGAGAAGCUCUUUAAGCUGCUUCUCCUCAAUCUCAAUGCACCAGAAAGAGAGAGAAGUAUCUAUAUCAUCAUUGUUCCUACACUCCCACUACAAAGGCUGCCUUCCUCCUUGGGAGUUGAAGAAAUCCAGAAGUAAGUCUCUGAAAGAAGGAUAGAAAAUAAUCCUUCUUCAUUCAGGGGACAUUUUUGUUUCUCUCCCCGCGGAUUCUUGCUGUCCUUUUUGUUUUUUGAAAGGAAUGCUCGUCCUUUUAUAUGUUCUUUCGUCGCUCCAAUAUCUGCAUUUUAUGUGUGUAUUCUACUCUUGUACUUGUUUUAAGAUGCCUGUGCAGAAUUAUCACUUUGAUAGUGACAGAAUUUUUGGUGGUGA
Messenger RNA from Sesamum indicum (sesame), 1316 nucleotides. Lineage: Eukaryota; Viridiplantae; Streptophyta; Magnoliopsida; Lamiales; Pedaliaceae. The record is from RefSeq and is a predicted model, not a curated record.